AUGGCGCAUCAUCCUAGUAGUACAAGAAACAAAAAUACAAUCACUCCUUCAAGAAAUAAUAUUGUAAUUCAUGAACUCAAAGACGAAGAUAAUGAUUGUAUUUUUGUGAAGGAGGUGACAAAUUCUAUGUCUAAGUCCAAGGGAAAGCAGAAGAUAAUAGAACCUAAACAAGAGAGCAAGUACUUUGAAUCCACAAAUUUCCGCAAAAAUAUUUCAAUUGUGAAUGUUGAUGACGACGAAUACGACGAUGACGUUACUAUCAUUAACGUGACACCGAGACCUUCCUCUAGGCCAUUGUCGCCGUCGUGCUCGUCUUCAAAGAGAAGGAGAUCAUAUAUUAGCUGCCCUACGGUUGUUGAAGUAGGCGAAUCAUCCUCGUCGAAAAAGUCUAAGGAAAAGAAUGAUGAAAUGUACGCUAAAAUUUGUGAGAUAAAGGAAGUAGCGUUUGUUUGUGACAUAUGUGCGGACUCAAAACCUCAACAAGAGUCGUUUUGGAUAAAGGGAUGUUCUCAUUACUAUUGUGUCGAUUGUAUGAGAAAUUAUGUCGAUUCCAAGCUCGAGGGCGGUGUUUCUCAAAUCGAUUGCCCGGUCCCUAAAUGCUCUGGAACAUUAAAUCCGGAGCAUUGUAGGGAGAUUUGA
Chenopodium quinoa (quinoa) is the source of this 639-nucleotide messenger RNA. RefSeq lists its product as uncharacterized. NCBI's taxonomy places the organism in Eukaryota, Viridiplantae, Streptophyta, Magnoliopsida, Caryophyllales, Amaranthaceae. Bases 1 to 639 code for a protein of 212 amino acids. The record is from RefSeq and is a predicted model, not a curated record. Gene Ontology annotation, molecular function: ubiquitin conjugating enzyme binding; ubiquitin protein ligase activity. The transcript has a single exon. Gene Ontology annotation, cellular component: ubiquitin ligase complex; cytoplasm. Gene Ontology annotation, biological process: positive regulation of proteasomal ubiquitin-dependent protein catabolic process; ubiquitin-dependent protein catabolic process; protein polyubiquitination.